UAUUCUGUUUGAUGCACUUUGUAGUUGAGAACGUGAUGGCCACCAAACAGCUUGACAGGAACCUUACUGGGAGCCUCAGUCGCCAUGGUAACGACAAGACUCCUUCCCUUAGAAACACACUGCCCCUAAGUUACACGCCUCCCGUGAGACACAAGAGAGAAAUGUCAGGAUCCUCUAUAGCCUUGUUUGAGAUGGAAGACUCGCUUAGGAAGCCUCUGUAUGGAAUACUGAUGAAGGCUCCUUUCUUUAAUGACAAGAAAUACGGAAAGGUCUGCUACGAAGUGUCUGAGGGAGGGGCUGUUAAGAAGUGGACGAUGAAAAUGUUUAAGUUUGAAAGUGAGAGCGGUGUUCUGUGUUACUGUGAUGCAGGCAGCUACCAGAAGAGCAACCAGGUAGCAGAUGAUAUACCAACAGUAAUGUUGGGAAAGUGCCAAUAUUUCCACGUGGGGUCAACUGCUUUCUGUCAGAGUGAACCUGACAUGGACAAUGUGGACAAGUGCCAGUUCGUAUUCAGGAUAGACGGUUUAACAGGAGUACAUGAUAAGAGUCUGUACUUAGCGUCCUACACCCCAGAAGACAGGUUAAAGUGGGUUACUCGUAUUACUAACUACACUCAGGCUAGGCUCAUGGACAGAGUCAAGUUAAAAGAGCACCAGAGACUCAAAGUUACCAUCUCUAUUCAGGACGGACAGAUAGAGCACCUGACAGAGGAACUAGAUAACUUAAUACAACUGUCCGGCUACUUGAAGAGUCAGGUUAAGAAGUAUCAGAAACUAGCUGGGCAGAUGAGGGAGGACAAUGUCAUGCUGCUGGACAAACUGGAGGUGGUAUCUAAAGAGAUCUCUGGACUACGGAACUCCUUAAAACAGAGCUCAGUGUCUAACCAGAUAGCACGUCUCACACUAGACAACAACAACAGUGACACAGAAGAGUUUGUCAGUCCGGAGGUAGAGUAUUUGGAAAAGUUUUCUAAAUACCUGGACUUUAAGAGGAACGAUAUUAUCAGACUCUCCCACCGGGGGAACAGACCGGGUCCUAGCAUGAACAUUGAGGCGGACAAGGCUAGUAAUAAUCUGUCUAAAAGAGAGGCAUUGGUUUGAAGUAAGAGAGCACCACUAGAGAUCAGGACAACAAACAGGGAGAUACAAUCCCUGUCCCUCCCUGUUCAUGUUAAGAUGAUAUAAAGAGGGCGUGGUAAAUGGCCAACAAACAUUGACGAGAACAUCUACAUCUACAUCAUUCCAGACACCAAACAUUAUAAUAUUGGUCCUAAUAUCUAUCAUGAUUCAAUAGUAGUAGAAAUAAUUUCCAAGAACUUACCAAGUUUUGUCGAAUUGGCUCGGGAUGAGCUUCAGUUCACCAUCUUGUACUUUCUUGAUGGACCUCGCUGCCAUGUCUUUACAGUUUAUCCACCUGAAUAGUGAAUAAUUAUCUCAUCAUAUAAACAAAAUCCAUCGCCUCUUGAUAAGUUUAACUUUGCGCAGUGGAAAUGAAAAAUGAGUUGAAAUAUUUUGAAAUGUUUCCCAUUGUUAUUUUGAAAUAUUUCCCAUUGCAAUUUUGAAAUAUUUCCAAUUGCAAUUUUAAAAUAUUUCCCAUUGUAAUUUUGCGGUUUUGAUAAAUGGAAACCUGAUGAAGAUGUCGAUAACAUUAUAACACUAGUUAAUCUUAUAACACUUGUUAAGUU
Messenger RNA from Bolinopsis microptera, 1684 nucleotides. RefSeq lists its product as uncharacterized. The transcript is spliced from 6 exons. The coding region runs from base 12 to 1100 and encodes 362 amino acids. NCBI's taxonomy places the organism in Eukaryota, Metazoa, Ctenophora, Tentaculata, Lobata, Bolinopsidae. The record is from RefSeq and is a predicted model, not a curated record.